AUGUUGGGAAACUAUUUCGGCAGUGAAGCUCUAAAGAAAACAACCGUUUACGAGUGGCAUGAACGCUUCAGAAGUGGUCGUGAAUCUGUCGAGGAUGACGAACGUAGUGGCAGGCCGUCGACAUCGAAAACCGACGAAAACAUCAAUAAAGUGAGAGAAAUGUUAAUCAAUAACCGCAAAUUAACUAUCAGAGAGCUGGCAGAGGACUUAAACAUUGCUUAUGGAUCCGUUCAGGACAUUGUAGUUAAUGAUUUGGGUUUGCGCCGUGUUGCUGCAAAGUUGGUCCCGAAGGAACUGAAUUUCAUGCAAAAAAGGGACCGCGUUGACAUCGCCAAAGACAUGAUUUCCAAAGCUGAAUCCGACCCAACAUUCAUCAAACGCAUCAUUACUGGAGACGAGACGUGGGUUUAUGAGUACGACACGCAAUCUUGA
Mycetomoellerius zeteki is the source of this 432-nucleotide messenger RNA. RefSeq lists its product as uncharacterized. Lineage: Eukaryota; Metazoa; Arthropoda; Insecta; Hymenoptera; Formicidae. Bases 1 to 432 code for a protein of 143 amino acids. The transcript has a single exon. Gene Ontology annotation, molecular function: nucleic acid binding. The record is from RefSeq and is a predicted model, not a curated record.